Molecule: messenger RNA, 2885 nt
Organism: Vitis riparia (riverbank grape)
Lineage: Eukaryota; Viridiplantae; Streptophyta; Magnoliopsida; Vitales; Vitaceae
Product: cytosolic endo-beta-N-acetylglucosaminidase 1
Exons: 12
Coding region: 131-2626 (831 amino acids)
Biological process (GO): protein deglycosylation
Cellular component (GO): cytoplasm
Molecular function (GO): mannosyl-glycoprotein endo-beta-N-acetylglucosaminidase activity
Source: RefSeq, a predicted model, not a curated record
GAAUCGGUUAAAGCCAUGACUCAUUGACGCCAUUGACGCCAUUGACGGGAAGCUGAAAGGAAACUAAGGGAGUAAAUGGGAAAAAGAAAGGAAGAUUCCAAACCUGCAAGUGUUAAAUUCAUCAUUUCCAAUGCAAUUUAGUCAAAUUCCCGCGUCCCUGAAACGUCAAAUCCUCAUUUCCUUCAAAAACCUUCUCAAACCAAUCUACAACGCCUUCAAAAACCUCUUCAUCCCAAUGUCCCAAGAACAGCUCCAAGCCUCCUCUGCGUCUCCACCACCCUUUGACCCAUCACAACCCUCUACUCCAAUCUCCUACCCUAUCAAAACCCUUCAAGAACUCGAGUCCCGCUCCUAUUUCAGCUCCUUUCACUACCCAUUUAAUGUGGCAUCUGUGCCUAUUCAAUCUGGGUCGUUGCCCAGUAGGCCGAGGAUGCUUGUGUGCCAUGACAUGGCUGGUGGGUACCUUGAUGAUAAGUGGGUUCAGGGAGGGACUAAUGAGGGUGCCUAUGCGAUAUGGCACUGGUAUUUGAUGGAUGUGUUCGUGUAUUUUUCGCAUAGUCUUGUGACUCUUCCGCCUCCUUGCUGGACUAAUGCUGCUCACAAGCAUGGUGUUAAGGUAUUGGGAACCUUCAUCACAGAAUGGGAUGAAGGAAGAGCCAUUUGCAAUGCACUGCUAUCAACAAAGGAGUCUGCUCAAAUGUAUGCUGAGCGCUUAACAGAGCUUGCUGUUGCUUUGGGCUUUGAUGGGUGGCUGAUCAAUAUGGAAGUUGCAUUGGCUAAAGGGCAAAUCCCUAAUCUGAAAGAAUUUGUCAGCCAUUUAACCCAGACCAUGCACUCUUCAAUGCCUGGAUCUUUAGUUAUAUGGUAUGAUAGCGUCACCAUUGAUGGUAGUCUUGAGUGGCAAGAUCAACUGAACAAUAAGAAUAAACCUUUCUUUGAUAUAUGUGAUGGCAUUUUUAUAAACUACACGUGGGCGGAAAGCUAUCCAAAGAUUUCAGCUGAUGCUGCUGGUGAUAGAAAGUUUGAUGUGUACAUGGGUAUUGAUGUUUUUGGAAGGAAUACCUAUGGUGGUGGACAAUGGAAUACAAACGUUGCACUUGAUUUGCUGAAGAAAGAAGAAGUGUCAGCUGCCAUAUUUGCACCUGGAUGGGUCUAUGAAACCAAGCAACCACCUGAUUUUCAGACUGCACAGAAUCGUUGGUGGUCUCUUAUUGAGAAAUCAUGGGGAAUACAACAAAAAUACCCCAGAGUAUUGCCAUUCUACUCAAAUUUUGAUCAGGGUCAUGGUUAUCAUUUUGCAAUCGAUGCAGUCCAAGUAUCAGAUACUCCUUGGUGCAACACCUCUUGCCAAAGCUUUCAGCCUUUCCUUGAGUUUUCUGAAGACUCUACCAACACUAUUCAAGUCAUUGUCAAUUCUAAGGAAGCAUCUUAUAGCGGAGGAGGGAACAUCACAUUUAAAGGAACUCUUCAAGGAAAUGAUUAUUUCAGGACGAGGCUCUUUCUGGGAGAGAUUCUUUUGGGGAAUUUACCAGUCCACUUUACAUAUUCUUUGAAAUCAGAUAGCAGCUCUCUGGUUGGCCUUUCUCUUGAGUUCUCUUCUACCUUGAAUGAGAGAAUGUCGGUUCUUCUUGCAGCCCAGGGAAGCACAUUGCUUACAAUGAACCAAUUCUCAAGCAAAUUCAGCAAAGUGAUCAUGCCACAUAGAGUUGUAAAGAUAGAAGCAGCUCCAGGUUGGGUCAUACAGGAGAGUAGUAUUGCAAUGAAUGGGUACAUAUUAACAGAGAUUCAUGCUGUAUGCUACAAGUCAAAGCCUGAUUUUAUUGACUUGAAAUUGAAUUCUGGGUCAGAUCAUCUUGAUAAUGAUUUAGCUCGCAGUCCAUCAAAUUAUUAUGCAGUGCUAGGUCAUCUCAUGGUUAAAACUUCUGAUCAGAACCCAGAUUUCUUACCCUCUAGUUCAUGGCUGGUUGAGGUUCAACAUAUUAAAUGGACUUCAGAUUUGCAGGGAGCCAAGACCCUUAGUGCUAAGAUCAUUUGGAAAUUGAAAGAUGGAAAUUAUUCCAUGUCCCAAAACUACAAUGUUUAUGUUGAGAAACUAGCAAAUGAAGAGGUUGGAAAUCCUGGUACAAUGCUUAAAAGAGAGCAGGAAUAUCUUGGAGUGGCACAAGUGGAAGCCUUUUAUGUUUCUGACUUCGUGGUUCCUUCUGGAACUUCCAGUCUUAAAUUCAUCAUACAAGUAUGUGGUACUGAUGGAGCUAGCCAGAAGCUAGAUGAUUCUCCAUAUUUUCAACUGGAUAUUGAAGAUUCAAUAUCAUCAUCUGGUACCAAUGAUGAUGGGAUGAAAUUCAGGAACCGAAAAUGUGAAUGUGGCAAGAAAGCUGUGAUAAAAUUUUCAAAGUCAAAAAAUAGCCCUCAACCCUAUUGUUGCUGUCCAACUGGUAGUUGUAGCUACUUUGAGUGGUGUUUUUCUACCCAAGAUUAUAGAAGGAGCAAUGUAAGUGAAACGGAUGUGAGUAUGAUAGCUGAGCUGAGGGAAAUUCACAAUAAUUACAACUUGGUGAAGAUUUUGGUUGUUGGGACAAUUGUUUGGCUGCUUGGUUAUUACCUUUGCUUCUUUUGCUGGUCUUGAUGGAAUGUAGUCACUUGAAUUGGUGAGUAUUUAGGAUAUGAAGGAUUGAGAUGUGUAUGAAUAAUAUGCAUGGAGAAAUAAGUGGCUUGAGGUUUAAUGCAUUCAAUUUAUAUUAUGUAAUGAAUGAAUUUGAAUAUGUAUCGUUAUUCAUUCAGUAACUGCAUGUUAGAGAGCAUAUAGAAGGUGAUAGACAUAUUCAUUGUUUAAGUUAUUUGCUCCACAAAUUAAGGUUUGUAUCAACCAAAUGAAUUGUCUUGAA